ACUGUCACUGAAACGUCAAAUCUCAAGGUCGGAACUUAAUAUUUGUUUUUGUUCUUUGUAUUAAUAAUUAAGAAAAAUUGUAGUUUUUGUGCCUUUUUUGAAAUGGAAAAUUGGAAAUAAUGGCUUUGAGGAUAUUAACACUCCUAAUACUAUCAGCUGAAUUUUUUCUAGUUUGGGGUUCAAUUCACAAAAAUCUCAAAUAUUUCCAAAUUAUUCAUGCAGACGACUUAACCCAUAAGAUUGUUAAAAGAGGGAUUCAAGAAAGUUCUCAUCCCUUUAAUAGAAUUAAGGAAGUUCAUUUGAGAACACACGGAAAAGAUUUCCGGAUUAUCUUAUCUCCAAAGAGAAGUAUUUUGCAUUCGAAAUUUAAAGCGUAUUCAGUAAAUGGAGAUGGAGAAGAGACCCAUAUACCAAUUGAUCACGAUAGUUUUUUUGAAGGCAGGGUUUUUGGUGAAACUAAUUCACAUGUUAACAUGCAUAUAGAAGAUGGAGUAAUGACAGGAAAUAUUCAUAUGCCAGACGAUAUAUAUCAUAUUGAACCCUCUUGGAGACAUAUACCAGACCAUGAUAAUAAAACUAUGAUAACUUAUAAGCAGUCUGACAUAAAAUUUAGUUGGGACCCGAGUAAUUUGCCGGAUGAUUAUGAGACACCUAGGAUGUGUGCUUAUGUUAAAGAGGGGGCUGAGUUGGAGGAAAAUGACACAGAUCAUCAUAUUGCAAAACGACAAAUUGACCAGUAUGAAUAUAAACUUACCAAAACGCGAUGUCCAUUAUUACUAGUUGCUGACUAUAGAUUUUUCCAAGAAAUGGGUGGAAGUAAUACUAAAACAACUAUAAAUUAUUUGAUAAGUUUGAUUGACAGAGUGCACAAAAUUUAUAAUGAUACAAUAUGGCAAGACAGGCAAGAAGUAGAUGACUUUAAAGGUAUGGGUUUUGUUAUUAAAAAGAUUGUUGUACAUAACGAACCAACGAGAAUAAAAUCACAAGAAGCUCAUUACAAUAUGAACAGAGGCAAAUGGGAUGUGAGAAAUUUAUUAGAGGCAUUUUCUAGUUAUCCACAAGAUGAAAAGUACUGUUUGGCACAUCUUUUUACCCACCAAACAUUUAAGACUCGAAAUUCAGUAGUAUUAGGACUUGCUUACAUUGCCUCUCCACGCGUUAGGCAACAAGGAGGCAUUUGCAGUAAUGAGUAUUUCAAAAAUGGUUAUACGUUAUAUCUUAAUUCUGGAUUAAGUUCCAGUAGAAAUCACUAUGGUCAAAGAGUAAUUACUCGUGAGGCUGACUUGGUAACCGCUCACGAAUUUGGUCAUAAUUGGGGAUCAGAACAUGAUCCUGAUAUUCCUGAAUGUUCUCCUAGUGCUAGUCAGGGAGGAUCUUAUUUAAUGUACACAUACAGUGUCAGUGGAUAUGAUGUUAACAAUAAGAGAUUUUCUCCAUGCAGUUUACGGUCCAUAAGGAAAGUUUUACAAGCAAAAUCAGAAAGGUGUUUUUCACAGCCUGAGGAAAGCUUCUGUGGAAACUUAAGGGUAGAAGGAGAUGAAGAAUGUGAUGCAGGACUUUUAGGAACAGAAGACAAUGAUGCAUGUUGCGACAAAGAUUGUAAAUUGAGACCCAAAGCUGUUUGCAGCGAUAAAAACUCACCAUGUUGCCAGAACUGUCAGUACAUGAGAAGUGGUUUUAAAUGCAGAGAUGCACAGUAUGCUACUUGCGAGGAAGAGUCCACUUGCACUGGUCACUCUUCUGAUUGCCCUAAAAGUCCGCCUAUGCAGGAUGGCACGAAUUGCCAAGAAAAAGGCAAAUGCAAAGGUGGGAAAUGUAUACCGUAUUGUGAGACUCAAGGUUUGCAAAGUUGCAUGUGUGAUAUAAUUGAAAAUGCUUGUAAAAGAUGUUGCAGAUCUAGUAUGAACGAGACAUGUUCCCCUGUAGAAUCUACUGAUAUUUUAGCAGACGGUACACCUUGCAUACAAGGUUUCUGUAACAAUGGACACUGUGAGAAAACUGUUCAAGACGUUGUUGAAAGGUUUUGGGACAUUAUAGAAGAUAUUAAUAUCAAUAAAGUGCUAUUAUUUCUUCGCGAUAACAUUGUUGGAACUGUAGUAUUGAUAACAGCUUUUCUUUGGAUACCAGCAAGUUGUAUCAUUGGAUACAUUGAUAGGAAAAAGAGGAGAGAAGAACUAAAAAGGUGGGAAUGGAGAAAUUCUCAAGAACUUAUUCAUGGUUCAGAAAAAGUAAAAAACGUUAUCAAGCUGAGAGUUCCAAACAGACCUAACAUUACAAAACAAGCAGAUCAGUCUCCAGCAAAACAAUCUGAAUAGCCAUUCCAAACAAAUUUUGUGAUAAUUUCGUUACCAUUUAGUGGUUAAUGUAAUAUACUGUUUUAUCCUCACACAAUUAAUUAUAACUUUUCACAGUAUUAACUAACUAUAUAUGACUUAUAUAAGGAAACAAAAUUAGUUAUUCGAUUUUAAGUAUUUAUUCAUAAAACUAUUUCCUGUAUAAAGCAUGUAAAUAUUUUGAGGUAGAUUUACUUAUUAGUUGUUAACUAAUUGUAAUUAUAGUGAAGUAAAUUUUAUAACAACUA
This is a messenger RNA of Sitophilus oryzae (rice weevil), 2581 nucleotides long. RefSeq names its product ADAM 17-like protease (gene Tace). Bases 120 to 2315 code for a protein of 731 amino acids. The record is from RefSeq and is a predicted model, not a curated record. Gene Ontology annotation, biological process: Notch signaling pathway; membrane protein ectodomain proteolysis. Lineage: Eukaryota; Metazoa; Arthropoda; Insecta; Coleoptera; Curculionidae. Gene Ontology annotation, molecular function: metalloendopeptidase activity. The transcript is spliced from 10 exons. Gene Ontology annotation, cellular component: plasma membrane.